UGUCUUGCGCCUACGUCUACGGUCUCUCACUCAUCUCUCGACCGUUCUACACCAUCGCCUCAAUUGUCACGGGAGAACAUAACGUAUAGUCGGACCGUUCCUGGUCGUUCAUCGCUGAGUCUACUGAAGUCGUAGCAAUGGCUGGAGACCCGAUAGACAUCGUCGAUAUAGAAGAGGCUGAGCUUAAAGGCGAGAAUGGCGAGAUGUAUCUGUUUCAAUGGCUGUCGGCGGCAGAGAAGGGUAUUUCUGGGGCAUCUAUGGAUCAUCUGAAAGCGAAACAAUCUGACCUCGAAUCGACUCUCGUCAAAGUUGUGCUCGCCCAGGAUCCAUAUCCCAUGCCAGGCCGCGUCCUGCGUAACAGUGUCGCGCGGUGUCUCGUUGCCCUAUAUACGCGGGGCGAGACGCGCACACUGUUUGAUACGCUCCAAGCCUUCAUGAAAGUCAUCAUUGAUUUCAAGACACCCGAUCGCGAUUCGCACAAGAUUGCCGCCUUCUCUGUCAUAGGGGAUAUUAUGGAGACAUUUGGAUCCCAGGUUUUAUGUCUUUCAUGGCGGAGAUAACCACUGUGUCUGUGCGAACUGUGCGAUCAUCAAGUACUCCCUUGCUGCGGUCGCACGCACUGGUAGCUCUUCGCAAAUCGCUUUCGACUGCUGCUAGAGCUGUGACCGACACUUUGUUCAAAGAUGUCUCAAAACAAAUGCGCUCAGCUCUCACUGACAAAUGUCUCCCCGUGCAACGCGGUGCUGCGGAAGUCAUCGUUGCCUUGUAUUCUGGUCCCGAUGCUCAUCCCCCUCCGUCUGCUGUUGAUGUGAGAAUAUCAUUUCCCAAUGCGUCAAGUCUUUGGAGACAGCAGAUCAGAUCACUCGCAGUGCAUUGGCUCAAUUGGUUGGCCAUGUUCUGGCGUUGACCCAAGUUCCCCGUGCUGUCGUCGUCCCAGAGCCAAAAGCAGCCAAGAAAGAUAAGAAACAGGGCGAUCCCGACGAUGAAGACGACAAUGCAGUUUCGGCGCAUGUGACCACCGAAACAAAACCCACACUGUCCCCAACCGAGAUGCUCCACUGUCUCUCUUCACAUUUCAACCGUCUGGGAUUAUCUCGGAAAACUCGAAUUGGCUUGUUUGACUAUUACGCGGCUCUGAUAACCAAGCUAGGCAGCAGCUUCGUCGAGUCCCAGUACGGGCUCAUCAUCACACACCUCACGAACGAGAUCAUCAUUGGCCCUCCUGGUCGGCUAGCAAGAACGAGAUACGAGCAUCUUCUUUUCCGUUCACUCGUCGGAACGCUUCUCCGUGACCUGAUCGGAGAGCGCAUGCUCAGCGAGCAAGGCCAAAUCGGGGCUAUUCGGGAGUUGGCCAGCGCUUAUUUGAAGCGCUGGCCCGCGAUGAUGCCCGGGUCUACAGCACCCAUCGAGACUGUGCUUGUGGUCGUGCUGAGAGAAGUCUCUGGGCUUUUGCAGCAGUUGGGAAAUGCGCCUCCGCCCGUCCAGGAUGCAGUGGCCGAGCCUCUCGUGACUCUACUCGCGCACCCUAAUCACACAGUGCGAGUCAAUGCUGCUUGGGCUCUACGAUGCUUCUGUUAUUCCACGCCACUUCGCUUGCCGAAGACCGUUAUUGUCGUCAUGGAGCUUCUUCAGCGCGAUCUGUCUCAAUUGCUGACACCGACUGCGUCACCCGAAGUGCCUUUCCGCGCGUUGGGCCACGCUUAUGGACUGGCUGCACUUGUGUCAAUCAUCCCAUCUCGGCCGCUCUAUGUGUCAUACGAUAUAUCCGCCAAAGUGCUCGAUAUGGCGACCACGCUGUUGAAGCGGGCCGGAGAGCACGAUGUCCGGGUCGCUCAAACCGAGGUCGAAGUUGCCUGGACGGCGUUGGCUGCCCUCAUGUCCCUUGGGCCCAACUUUGUCCGGCCCCAUCUGCCCCAGUUGCUCGUUCUUUGGCGGAAUGCGCUGCCGAAACCAACGAGCAAAGACGCAAGCACGGCCGCCGGGCGCAGUCAUGCUGAAUGGGGUUUCCUUUUGCACGUUAGAGAAUGCGCGCUGGGCGCUAUUCUUUGUUUCUUGCGCCACAAUUCCGGCACACUGGUCACGCUGGAUGUCGCGCGCAGGAUUGCAUCAUUGCUCAGCAACGCGCUGCUUUUUGCCAACAACUUUGUCAGCCCUACGGUCCAGGAUGCGUUGGGACUCAAUGAUGCGGCACAGCAGACGCGAGUGGCGCUGGCCCGCAGGGUUUCCCGCUCUCGUCUCGCGAGGCUCUGUUGAGGAGGAGAGUCCAUCAGUGUUUCGGUGCGCUCGGAUUCAACGCGAUCACGGACUCGACGCAGACGACCCUGCUUCAAUCUUGCGUCACACUGUUUGCGAGUCCCGACUUGUAUCCUGGGUCGAUCAGCGCCAUGCAAGCUGCCAUCGCGUCGUCCUCUGGUACAUUCACCAACGUCUGGGCGAGUGGAGAUGGGUAUGCCCAUGGUGUUACGUUCAUUGAUAUUGGAGACGAUUUGGAUGAGGAUCUAGAAAGGGAAGGGAAGGACAGGGACCCACUGAAUCGUGACGCUAUUGAAGUAGCGAUCGACAGUAUGGUGUCGGAUGCAGAGUAUCAACUUCAAGAACCCCCGCCUGCCCUGACGUCUGUUGUCGACACCUCCAUCGAGCUCUUCGCACAGCUUCUUCCGCUGCAGGAUCUCUCCUCUAUCACGAAAACGUUGGCUCUCCUCCUUGACUCGCUCAAGUCUCCCAAGUUGGAGAAGAACGUGGCUCGGAAGGCGGCUGUGAAUGUGAACGUUGCAGUUUCGAUCGUACUGGCUCUGAGGCAGGCCAUGUUGAGUAACAGAAAGGCCAAGGAUACCUUUGGAAGCUCCCAGGUCACGAGCCUAUUGUCGACCUUUUUAAAGGAUGCACUGAUUGAUGGCGAUCCAGUGCUCAGAGCAGCGAGCAGCGAGUCCAUCGGCCGACUGGCUAAUCUGGGUGGCACCAACUUUUUGACUGCUGAGACCAAGUUGCUCGUUGAUCAGGUCGUCAACAACCGUGACCCAUCGGGGCGGGCUGGAUGCGCAUUGGCGUUUGGUGCCAUCUACAGCCACGUAGGCGGACUGGCCGCUGGCCCGUUGCUGAAAACGACGGUCAACGUGCUCAUGUCGUUGAGCAACGACCCCCAUCCCGUUGUGCAUUACUGGGCACUCACUGCGCUGGCUCGAGUGAUGCGCGCUGCGAGUCUGGCGUAUGCUCCAUUCGUGUCGAGCACCCUCGGGAUGUUGCUCAAGGUCAUGACGAUGGAAUCACAUGAGCGCGAAGGCGGUACCCAACACAAUGCGAAUCUCAGCGGAGACUGCCCCGCCUACCCUGUCGCAUGCCAGAUCACGGAUGCAAUCAUCAAUAUCCUAGGGCCCGACAUGCAAGACUCGGCCCGCACUCGAACGCUGAUCUUGAAUCUGGUGCACGAGUUCGCCCGCGAGAGCGAGGAGGGAAUCAGGGUUGAGGCUAUAAAAUGCAUGCAGCAUCUGCUCAUGUUUGCGCCCGAGUACGUCGAUAUCCCGGCCCUAGUGAACCAGUUCCGGGGCUAUCUCGGCUCGUCUAGGCGUCCGCUGAAGCUGGCGUCCAUCAACGCACUGUACCAGCUCGUUCAGAAAGACGCGUUGGCCAUGUCGAAGUUGGGUGGAGACCGGCUGGUCGAGGAUCUGUUCGGGAUGCUGGACGACGACUCGUCGGUGCAAGGCGUCCGCGAUGUGAUCACGAGUUGGCUCGGCCAGACUGUCAUACACAACCCGUCGGCCUGGAUCGACUUGUGCCAACGCAUCAUGUCACGGACCACCGCAUCCCAGCAGGCCUCAGAUGCCGCAGCUGGUCAAGGCCCACGUGACGAUGAAGGGGAGUCGCUCAACGUCGGAGGCUCUGCUGAUGGCAGCACUCGAAAAAUGACGACGUCGCGCUGGAGGACGCAGCUGUUUGCGCUGCAGUGUCUGCACAAGAUAUGCACGGUCGUCGCCACGAGCGGUCGCAGGGAGCAUGUCGAUGUGAAACACGCCCGCAAUCUUGGCAUUAAUUCUGCCUCCGGACUGCUCUUUUCUCGGGUGCCCGAUUUGAUUCGGAUGGCAUUUACAGCUUCCACCGCAUAUGUCACAGAGAUCAGGCUGGAAGGUCUGGUUGUGCUGCGGGAUGUCAUUGAGAUAUUCGCUGCUUCUCCAGACCCUGCGUAUGACGACGCGUUGUUGCUAGAACAGCAUCAGGCCCCCAUUACUGCCGCCCUGACACCCGCCUUCUCGUCUGAUUCGACACCAGAGAUUCUCGCGUCUGCUGUGCAUGCCUGUGCUGUGUUUGUGGGAUGUGGAGUCGUCAAGGAUGUGAGCAGGAUGGGUAGGAUUCUCAAGCUAUUGACCGCUGCCUUGGACCAAUCCAAAGACUCGGGAAUGCUUUCCCUCGGUGAUACGGGUGAGCUCAGCCCCAACGCAUCUGCUAUGCUCCGGAUCUCCACCCUUUCCGCCUGGGCACAACUCGAGACGGCAAGCAUCCAGCAGACGUAUCUUGUGGAUGUGAUCAAGCCCUACCGGGCUACGCUCGCCUCGCUUUGGCUUGCUGCUCUGCGCGACUAUGCCAGCAUCAGAAUCGAUUCCGAGUUCUUGCUCGAUACCUCGUCGGUGGCUUUGGACUCGUCGUACUCGAGCUUGGGGAAGGAGGUUCUGUUACCGUAUUACGCUAGCUCGUGGUCCGUGAUCUUGCAAGCCGUCGCCGCCGCGAUGCAAGCCAAGGACCCUAACAUACUGGCUUGCAUGGACGGUCUCGACGCGCCGCCACCCACCACCGGAAACGAACCCACAAUGUUGUUCUAUGUCAUCUUCGGGCUGGUCUACGAGUCUUUGGCCACGGCUUCCACCGAGUCAAGUCCCACAUCUAGUCUUAACCGACAGACGACGGUCAUUGCGGCCUUGCAGACGCUGAAGUCUCUCGUGCGGCCCGAGUAUGCCGGCAAGGCGAUAAUGGAGCCCCCGAUAUUCGACGAGUUCACCAGUCUGUGUUAUCGAAUGGCCAUGACGGAGAAUGCCGCUGUGCAGGUGCAUCUAGUGGAGGUGGUAUCCGUGCUGGCAUCUACCCAGGGGCUCGAUCAAGAUCCGCUUGGAAAUGGGUCACCGAGGGCUCACUGCUUGAGGAUAUGUGCGCAUAUACUACAGCAUGCGACCUCGAGUAAGCGGGGUGCGGUGAUCCAGGGUGAUUUUGCCGACCGAGUAAGGAUGAUCAUGACGGCCUUUUCCGCGUUCGUCACUGUUGGAGCGUCAAUCGAGAGCUUGCAGAGAGAGGAUGUACGAACUGCUACGGAUGAAACAUCCGAAGCAGACUUCGUUGGGCCUACGCUCCCGGCGCUCAAAUCACUGCUCGAUCUUCCACUUUCGAAAUCCAGAACAGCCGAAUCGAGUGAUCGAUACAGCCGACUCGUCCACGGCCUGCUCUCUGCGUGUCUGCUCAACGUCGACGAGAUGGGUGGCCGACAGGGUGUUCUUUCUCUUCGCAAAGUCAAGAACAACCUACUUGCAGCAGUGCUUGUACUGACGGUGGUGCCACCCGGCGCUGGAAAAAUCGGGGAGGCGGUGGUUGAGCACUGUUGCUUCUUGAUUUCGCAAAAGUUGCUGGAUGGAACUGAGAUCUCUCUGCCAGCAUCCCACUGCGCGCGGACUUUGAUCACAGCGGCGACCUCAGGCAACCUUCUGCUGCAAAAAUGCACGAAGUUGUUGAUUCCUGGGCUCAUCGAGUUCAUUGCGAAGAUCGCGCCAAUGGUGAUGGACGGGUCGGUGACCGAGACACAUGUAGCUGCGAUCGGAGAAGUCUGGAAGGCAUUCAGCGCUUAUUACGCCUCAGUGCCUGAGGAGCUCAAGCCUCGGCUGCUGGGAGUGCUGCUCCCGACGAUGACGCUUCUCCUUUCCUCGCCGCAGUCGCCUGUGGCGGCGUCUACAGUGAAAGAACUGCUCGGAUACGCUUCAGCGUCGCCCGCGGCGUUCAAGGAUGCUGCAGCCAAAUUGGAUCCAGCCGUCAGAGAUGUGCUCGAGAAUGCGAUCCGCAAGGCUGUUGUUGGGGGAACCGGCCUCGCUGGGUCAGGGAACGCCGCCGCCAAGGGAUCCGGGGCUAGUGGGAAACCUCAGAUUUCGUUGAGAUCAUUCUGAGGCAUGACACGAUCAGUCACGAUCAGUCACGAUCACGUGCCUGCAUGUAAUGACUUGAGUGCUAGUGUAUUUGCGAAUAACCAACUACUAUUCGAAGGGCAAAUGAUAGUCUCUGUGUGCUAGCUGUGUCUUCG
Messenger RNA from Mycena citricolor, 6268 nucleotides. The record is from the annotation of a GenBank genome assembly. NCBI's taxonomy places the organism in Eukaryota, Fungi, Basidiomycota, Agaricomycetes, Agaricales, Mycenaceae.